Miscanthus lutarioriparius is the source of this 750-nucleotide messenger RNA. Lineage: Eukaryota; Viridiplantae; Streptophyta; Magnoliopsida; Poales; Poaceae. The record is from the annotation of a GenBank genome assembly.
AUGGCCGAUACGUUCGGCGACAAGGCCGCGCACCCGGAGAAGACGAUCGCCGAGGCCUCCGCCGCGGCCACGGCCGCCUCCGCCACCGCGCCGACCACUUGUCCGCAGCGUCCGCACGAGGAGGCCGUCGAGGACCUGGUCGUCGUCGGCGUUGGCGUCGUGGAGCGGCUGGUAGCGUACAUCCGGGCGCACGGGGAGGGGUGCUGGCGCUCGCUGCCCAAGGCGGCAGGGCUGCUGCGUUGCGGCAAGAGCUGUAGGCUACCGUGGACGAACUACCUCCACCCGGACCUCAAGCGCGGCAACUUCACCGACGACGAGGACGAGCUCAUCAUCCGCCUCCACAUCCUCCUCGGCAACAGGUGGUCUCUGAUCGCCGGGCAGCUGCCGGGCCGGACGGACAACGAGAUCAAGAACUACUGGAACACGCACAUCAAGCGCAAGCUCCUGGCCCGCGGGAUCGACCCGCCGACGCACCGUGCGCUCGGCGCCGACGCCGACGCGUCUCCCGGAGUCGCGGCGCACCACCGGGCGGCGGCGGCGUUGCUGCACCCCAUCGUCGUCCCGGCCCCCGUCAAGUUCGCUGUGAAGCCGCCGGCGCCGGCGGAGUCGUCAUCCGACGACGGCGGCAGCAGUAGCACCGGCAGCAGUGGCGGUGCGGGGGAGCCACGGUGCCCCGACCUGAACCUCGAACUGUCCGUGGGCCCGCCGGCGGCGGCGGCGGCCGACACGCCCACCACGCAGUCGCAGUAG